Physella acuta is the source of this 1740-nucleotide messenger RNA. RefSeq lists its product as uncharacterized. Lineage: Eukaryota; Metazoa; Mollusca; Gastropoda; Physidae. The record is from RefSeq and is a predicted model, not a curated record.
AGCACCAUUAUAACCUGAAACUAUGAUAUUGGCAUUCAACAACUAUAACAAUCAAUAGAAAAAAAAUCAUCGAGGGGCGUUUUCUAAUCUCCUGACCCACGUAUUGCGCGAGCCGGACUUGAUCAACCACAAGUGAUCUCAUACGGCAAGGUGCAGGCGGUGGGGAGGGAUACAAAAGUAGCACGCUUUAUUUUUACCUUUACCAGGUAGACUUAUUCUGUUAGCGGAUACGUCGAAUGCUUUCAUUGAUGAACCUAAACUGAUUUUACUUGUGAUAUUGGAGAGGUGACUUUUUCUCUCGAUAUUUGAAAUAAUAAUUUAAAAAAAAAACUAAUUUAAAAGUAACUUGGUUUAAAUACAAAGAUAACACGAAGACAUGUCAAAAUCAGCGGAGCCAACCAUAUCUCCAGAGAAAACAGGACAAGACGAGAAGAGAAUGGAACAAAGACAACAUGAAAACUGUGCGGGUCAAAAGGACGAUGAUGAGUUCCAGAUUGCGGCUGAUUUAACUUUGUACGCAAACCCCUUGAGAUGCUUACACACGCACCACAAAAAAACAGAAACUCACUCCGGCAACUCCAGCCAUAAGACAGAGACAGAAGAAGCCGCGGAGCAGGCGGGAGACAUCAUAGCAGCCGAUCUGACCAUGUAUGGGAGCCCUUUAGAUGACAACUGACAUAUCAGCCGAUGGGAGCCCUUUAGAUGACAACUGACAUAGCAGCCGAUCUGACCAUGUAUGGGAGCCCUUUAGAUGACAACUGACAUAGCAGCCGAUGGGAGCCCUUUAGAUGACAACUGACAUAGCAGCCAGAGUUUCUUCCAGGCAUCUCUUCGGGGGGUCGAAGCCCCCCGAAAAUUUUUACCGCCCCCCCCCCCCCCCCCGAACGAAAUGAAAUUUAUAUAAUUUAUAUAGAAAAUAUAUACUUUUAACAGUGUCCGCCCCCCCGAAGAAAGUCUACCGCCCACCCCCCCCCGGAGAAAAAAGUCUGGAAGAAACACUGAUAGCAGCCGAUCUGACCAUGUAUGGGAGCCCUUUAGAUGACAACUGGGAUUUAAAUUCACUUAUUUUCAUGUAUUGAAAAGGGUAACUUUAUUAAGGCACAGUCAACAUAUAAUAAAAAUAUACACGGAAAUUUAUUUGAAAAUAAAAGCAGUGUUUUCUAGACUACAUAGCCUGCAUCAUGGUUUCUGUUUCCUAAAUUACAGUAAGAUAAGGUUAGAGGAAAAACAGACAGCUUAUUGGCCUUGAAAGCUCUAAAUUGUAAAAACUAUUUAUAAUGCAAAAAUGCAUCUAAAAUGACAUUGUAAUUUGUUUUUACAACCCAUUUUGGCGCCCCCUAAGGUCGGCGCCCGGGAACAUAUGUACCCCCCCUGCCCCCCCCCCCUCCCCACAUCGCUACGCCUCUGAUCACUAUUAUUUACUAUUGUUUGUUUUUUUAGCAAUUGCAGGUCAAUAUUUUUUUAACUGCUUAAACUGUGUUUAAUAAUACACUUUUAAAUGAAAAAAAAAAGAUGUAACGCCACACUUUCUUUCUUCGCUAUCGUCACAAAAGUCCUAAGUUUUCUUUAGGUGUGUGACGUCAUUCAAGGUGCUUCAUUAGGCUGGUGCUUUAUUCUUUGUAGCCUGUAGGCUGUGUAUGGCUUGUAUUUGCAUAUCUCUUUGUUUUCUCUUUCUUUCCUAGAACGAUCAAUAAAAAUAAUUUUCCCAGUUAAUGUUUUAAAUUUUCAUUAGCAAUCUUA